Molecule: messenger RNA, 721 nt
Organism: Oncorhynchus masou masou (cherry salmon)
Lineage: Eukaryota; Metazoa; Chordata; Actinopteri; Salmoniformes; Salmonidae
Exons: 5
Coding region: 1-708 (235 amino acids)
Biological process (GO): spermatogenesis
Source: RefSeq, a predicted model, not a curated record
AUGAAUCCCAUAUGGAAAGUGUACAAGAGCAAAGUGCUGAAGACCCUGAACCCGGACCUAGAGGAGUACACAGAGGAAGAGGCUGUUGGAACAAGGAUGACCCAGUUCUUCGGAACGUCGGGAAACCUGAUGCCGAACUGGAGCUGCGUCAAUAAUGCAGAGAUUGACAUGAGCCCUGUCCAGGAGGAUAUGCCCAAUGCAGUGUCUCAGCUGGCCAAGAGAUGUGUUCAGGUGCAGGGUGCUGGGGCUAAAGGCUGGAACAGGAUGUCAGCUCUCUUCAACAAAGAGGAUGAGCACCAGCUAUUGGAGGAGACUGAGAGCCCGCCUGUCCCAGACCAUCCACUAGCAGUGACGCCUGAGGAGCCGCAGAGACCGGCCAGACCCUCAGGAUUCUGGGGUAGCUUCGCCACCAACUGGAAACAAAUGGCCGCCUCAAAACAGGCUGAAGCCGCAGCAAACGAGACGGGCACGAUGGAGGAGGGUCAGGAGGCGGCAGGGGAGGGAGGUGGUGAGGGAAGGGGGGAGAGUUACCAGGGGGAGAACACGGAGGGAGAGCAGAGUCAAGAUGGAGGAGGAGGGAGCAACACCAGCUUCUCCAGAUAUGCCAUGCUUGGAGGAGGGAGCGAGAACACGCCCUUCAAGUGGAACUUUGUCACAGGCAAGCUGGCUGAGUUGAAGACUAAGAGCAUGUCUGGCCAGGAAGACUAACAAGCCAGCUGUA